UUGCACUCGACUCUAUCUCGCACACUGUAGUUUAUCAGACGAACGUACGGUAACAUGCAAUGCGGACAAUCCUUGGCAGUGUUCUGAGACUGUGGCAUUACAUGUUGGACUAGUACUUUUUAUUCACGACCGAAUCUCUUCAUAUCAGAUAGGUAGAUUGAUAACCUGUUGAUCCGAAGAAGUUCCUUUGUCUAGGAUUCACAAGUCGACUUACCGAGGACGAAAGUUUGCGGGAAAAGGACCGAAAUUAUGCAUCGUCCAAGCUCAAAUUCAACGUCGCCACCAAAAGAAAAGAAGAGGAGGAAUUCGGAGAAGAGGAAGUUGAAAUCGCGCAAUGCAGCCCGGACCAGACGCGAGAAUGAAACGGCCAUCUUCUAUGAGCUCGCCCAUCAGUUGCCCAUGCCACACAGCAUGUGCGCUCAGCUGGACAAAGCUGGCAUCAUGCGACUGCUCCUCAGCUACCUCAGGAUCCAACAUUUCACACCGAAAGCGAUCAAGUCUGAACCGGUGGACGUCGAUGAAGACCUACCGCUCACGGCCGAGCAGCUCAUCGAUAACUACUACCUCAAGGCUCUGGACGGCUUUGCCAUGAUGCUGUCACAAGAGGGCGACGUCAUCUUCAUCUCCGAAAACGUCUCGCAUUACAUGGGUCUCAAACAGAUUGACUUGAUCGGGCAGAGCAUCUACGAUUUCUCCCAUCCCUGUGACCAUGAGGAGAUCAGGGAGCAUCUCGCCGACCACCACUGGAUGGGCCAGGCCAACGGCAGCAAGACCGUCAAACGACAACAGCGGGAGAAGCACCGGUUCCUGAUGCGCAUGAAGUGCACGCUGACGGCCAAGGGAAAGAUCGUCACCCUGAAGGCUGCCACAUACAAGGUGGUGGAUUGCAAUGGAAUCUGGAAGGCGGCCCCAUCCAUGAUGACCUCCAACGGCUACCCUCUGCCUCAGCUCAGCUGUCUGUCCCUCAUCGCUAUGCCCAUCCACCAUCCAGCUAACAUAGAGAUACCCAUGGACAAACAGACUUUCCUUUCCAGGCACAGCAUGGACAUGAAGUUCACAUACUGCGACGACAGAAUUCAAGAGCUGCUUGGCUAUGAUCCCGAUGACUUGGCGAACCAGUCCUUCUAUGAUUUCUACCAUGCCUUGGACAGUCACACCAUCGACAGGUUCCACAAAGAUUUGUUUGCCAAGGGCCAAGCCACCAGUGGACGCUAUCGCUUCCUGGCCAAGAAGAGUGGCUUUGCAUGGAUGGAGACCCAGGCCACGGUCAUCUACAACAACAAGACCAACAAGCCACAGUGCGUGGUCUGUGUGAACUACAUGAUCAGUGGUGUGGAGAAUGAGGACGUAAUGCUGUCCACUCACCAGGUUGAUGAAGCCAUGCAGAUGAGCACAGAGAAGACCUUUAUGCCUCGGCCAGAUGGCAUGGAUGAUGAUGAGUUCCCACUCUACCUGACAGGAUCCAAGAGCAGUGUGAUGAACCCGGAGGAUCUGACUUACUUGGCCCCAACCCCGGGCAGCGCCAUGGUCCCCUUGGAUUUCCCCAGCCCUCCGGCCAGCAUCCCCGAGACUGACCUCAUGCAGGAGCCAGAGCCGCUGGACGGACAGCAGGAGUUUACGCCGUUCUUUUCCUUCAUUCCCUUGGCUCCUGGCAACAAGGAAAAGCAGUCUAAAGACGGGGGAGUCAUGAUGAACCAGGAUUCCUCCCUGCGGAAUGUGGCCACCCCUGACUUGAUUCUCCCGGACAAGAACUCCCCCAUGAGCUCCAGCAAAGAUCCACUCUUGCUGGAUUGCACCGCAGAGGCUGGUGGCCAACUCGAUGACCUGGCAAUGAGGGCGCCCUACAUCUCCAUGAGUGACGACUUUGACUUCAGCGGGGACAAAUUGAUGGUGGACACCCAGCUGCCGGAGACCUGGGAGCCCGUGGAUCUCUUUGGAAACAAUUUGAACAGCACUGCCUGCAUGGACUCUAUGAUAUCGCCAUCCUUCAAAGAUCAGCAGCCAGAAUUGCUGAGUCCGUCAUCUGGCUCCCUGACUUCUGUGGGCAACCCUUACAGUCCACAGUCCCUGUCCCCGUACAGCCCCCAGUCAGUCGGGUCUCCGAUUACACCCGUCAACAAGCUGUGCCAGAGCCUGCCCAACCUGUGGUUGUGCCGUGACGACGACUUGGUCGGGCCGACCCCACCACAACAGCAGAAGCAGCAGGGUUACUGGGAGACCAACAAGUCUCCACUGGCAGCUUCUCCUCCGACCCGCUCCCCACUGAUCAGCCCAGCUCUCCCCGGCAAGCAUCCCCCUAGACCGGAGGUACAGCAAGCUCUGAAGAGGAAACUGGAGACCCGUAACGGCAGCCUGUACAGCAAAAUGGCUCGACUGAACGAGGGAGGAAGAGACUCAGGGGGUGGGAACAAUCCAGGAGGUGUGGAGCUGGAUGCACUGCAGCCUCCAGGAGGCGGUAAAGAGAGGAGCACUUUACAGUCGCUGUUGUUUCAGCCAGGUGGGAGGAGCAUCAACAACCCUUUUGGCCACUCCUUGCUGCUGCAGAAAGUUGCUCAACAGGUGGUCAACAAACGAGGUGGCGGUGUCAACAACGCGGGCCUGCUGGCCACCAUCUCCAGCGGCAAGCAGGAAUUGUUCCCCAAAUUCCAGACCCAGCCCUCGCCCGGAGAGGACGCGGAGGAUUUGCUGGCUGGCGGCUACCUGCCCCUGAUUGCUAGGUAUGACCUGGAUGUCAACACUCCCCUGCAGGCCUCCGCUGGUCUCCUGCAAGGUGAAGAGCUGCUGAGAGCAUUGGACGUACCGUGAAGUUAAACGGUACGGCAAGGAAUCUAGUCGCUGACGGCUGCACAAUGUGAUUUUAAAAAAAAUCACCCUUGCACCUGUGUACAAAAAUUGCUAUGUAAAUAGAGUGUGUUGGUGACCAACUUGAAUCCAUAUAUUUUAGUACUGUACAUGAAUCAAAGGAAGGAAUGUGAGAAUGAAUGGAUGGUGUGCAGCACUACAAUUGCACACAUUGACUGAUAUCUAGUUUGAAUGUGAAACAAAAACACUCAGUAGAUGUGAACCUUGGCACACUUCACAAUGUGCACUACUAGACAAUUUGCACACAUAUAAUGCAUUGUUGAUUGCCUGUUGUGAAUGCAUGUAACUGUAUACAUUUGUAUAACACUUGUGCGCCAGGAUGCCAUUUUGUUGUAUGCCAUGUAAAUGUGUCAGCACACUACGAAUGAGCACCAACGUGCACAUUUGAAAUGUGUACCAGUGUAUACACUGUGAACGCAAAGCUUCACAUCUAAACUUUUGAUCAAGGUAAACAUUCUGACAUGUUCAAGCCAGGGAUGAGGUGUGUUUCUGCUGAUGAGAUUAUUUCCAUGAAAUUACUCUUGUAUUAAGGUAAGCUUAUGAUACAAACUAUAUAGUAGUGUUUAGCCGACUUGACUUACAACGUAUAUUGUAAUAAUGAAUUGUAAUGUACCAGUAUGGUACAUGUAUAUGUUUUAUCGUUCACCGUGUUAUUUGCACAAUGAUUUUGAAAGAAAUGGUUUGAACAAUGGUGGGUUUUUUUGGUUGGUGUGUUAAGUGAAGGCAGGAGGGGAACUGUUUAUUGUGAGCUGGUUGUGACACAGUAGAGUGAUCCGUUGUGGGCCUCUCCCAUGCCACACUGCAGGUGCAUGCAUGUCGGACUUUUGUGCAAGCAUGUCGGACUUUUGUGCAUGCAUGUCAGAUACUAUUCACGGUUUUCAUUAGUCAAAACAUCAUACAACAGUACUCAAUGGAUCAAUCUACUGACCACAGAGUAUGCAUUACCAUUUUUACAGCCACAAAGUCAAGGCAAUGUUUGAUUUAUGUUUUUGUUGAGGGGGAGGCUCUAUUUUAAGAUUCUGUUAUAAGUUUCUUUGGUGUUGAAAUUGGUGUCUUUUGAAGUUUAUGGGGGGGUUAAGGCAUACUAUUAACAUUUUAGUAAAAAACAAAGGCAGUGUACGAUUUUUGUCAGUGGUUACCUACACAUUAUCGCACAAAACAGCUUUUUAGAAGUAUUUUUAAUACGGAAAAAAUAUAAGGUAAAUAAAGUGUAAGACAUGUCUUUUCCCCCUUUUUAUUCAAUUUGUCAUUUUAUUCAAAGAGAACGAUUUUACAUUAAGGUUCAAUACCUAUGUGUACAUUCGCUGCCUGCCAGUUUAGUAAAAACAAAUUUAAUGUUGUGUUUUAAUUUGUGCAGAAAAGCACAAACUUUUACCACUGUUAACCCUUAAGUAUUUUCAUACAAAAAAAAAAGCUUUGUAAAUUGCAAAUAUUUAGAAUUUGGUUAAAUUUUUUUGUUGAUACAUAUGACUGCCCAAGUUAGGUUGCUUCUUAAAGGUACUGUACACCAUUUGCAUAUGUCAUAAUUUCAUGAAAUGGACCGAUUAGUGGAGUAGUAAUUUUUAAACUAGUCCGAAAUUUUUGCGUCAAAAAAAUUGCAUAUUUCACAAAUUCCUCAUUCAAACAUAGCUAAAUAAAGUGUUGAGAGCCCCUUUAAGCAGCGUUGAACUAUUGACAGCAAAUAGCUGUAUGAAGUUUGGCCCAUGUUAUAAACUGUACUACAAACUGUAGUAUCUUCCGGAGCCAUGCAUGGAAAAUAUUAACGGAUGUAGCAUUUGAAAUUCUUCUUUUUUCUCACAGCAGUGGUUCUGUCCGAACCAUCUGAUACAAAAUUCCUUUUUUCUUGAGAUUGCCAGCAUACCAGGCACUAAGUCUUAGUAAGAUUUCACAGGAUGCUUCACAUUAUUAUUAUCUACUUACAAUCAAAUAAGCUAUUUCAUAAUAUUUUGACCGUUUCGUUUUGGAAUGUCUGCAAAUGGUGUACAUUGCCUUUAUUAUAUAUGCCUUCCUAAUACUAUGUAGCUGUUUGUACAGCAACAACGAAACGUGGAAUACAGUGUUAAUUAUUAUACUAAAAGUGCAUGCACAGUAUUUGACCACUUGAACACGUUUAUACAUAUUUCUCAUCAAAACAAUGGCCUACUAAUCGUAUCUACUCCUUUAUUUUAAUGAGAAAACAAAUUGAUUUACACUGUGUUUUAUUACAGAAGGGCAUUUUUUGUGCGAGUUUAAGGAGAAACCGCUGUUAUUAAGUCCAGCUGUCCAGGACACGUGAACAUAAAUGAAAUAUUUCAAAGUUGAAAUUAAACUCUUUUUAAGAUACAAUUUUUGAAUCUUUUGCGUUCAUUUUUGACACUGUUUUGCGUGAAUUAACUCAAAGUAGUUGUAUGUGGGGGAAAAGCUAUUGUAUUAUUUGAAAUUUCCUUGCGUGAUAUUGUUCAGAAGUUCUGAAAAUAAAAACUGGUGUAUAAGACCAUUUGACUUGUUUUUGGUAUUUUGAGAAUACUGUGGUUUGUAUUGUAAGUAGGAAUCCAGUCCCGUACUGCCCUUGAUCUGCUAUGGCGAAAAAAAAGAGCAUAGCUAUAUAAUCGCUGUAUAAGUAUGUUACCUUUGAAAUUGGCUGAAGUAUAUAUAUAACCUUUUAAAAAAUAAACAGUUGUAUUAAUAUCGCUCCCUUGUGUGGUGCUGAAAGUAUAUUUGUAACGUUACCUUUAUAUCGCAGGUGUACUGGAUUUGUUGAACGACUACAGUGAUAAUCUAAUGUGAUCUAGCUGUAAAAUAAUGUGAUCUAGCUAUAAAAUUACAUGUAAUUGUAGCAGGUGUUGCUCAAUCACGUAACUAAUGGUCUGUAUUAAAAUACACAAAUAUGAGAGACUUUUGUAACCCUGUUUCCGUAGAGUUAAGCACAGUAGGAAAUUGUGUAUGUGCCUGAUCUAAACUUACAGUGCAGCACUAAAUAGUCUUAAGGCACAACUGACCAAUACAACAGGUGUAUCACUGUAUCUGUUGCCAAGCAUCUACCUCAACUCGCCUUGUAGUAUUUUGCACACAACACAUUUGGCACAUUCAUUCGCACUUAAAAGGAUUGUUCAAUUUUCCUUCCUCGCAACAUAUUCAUUAACAUAACAAGAUUGGUCUGAAGCAAUUGUUGUUUUUGAGUUCUCUGGACAUGUUGAAUAUUGUGCCUAUAGCAGAGUCAUAGCCUGUAAAUUUGAAAUGCUCAGACAAACAAAAAAGUACUCCAGCUUGGCAUGCACUGCAUCACAUAGCAGUAUAGACUAUUUUGGCGCCAUCCAUUGUCGGAGGUGGAACCAGGCUUGAGCAAGUCAUGCUUAGGUAGUAUGCAUGAACUCGCGACUCCUUCAACCAAUACGGUUACCAAAAUGCAUGCGUGCCUCGUCUUUAAAGGCAUGCAGCAUGCGAACAUGGUUCCACCUCAUAAUGGCUUCUGAUCUUGUUCACUGAAUUACAGGGCCAGAGUGUGCACAUACAUGCAUGGAGGAAAGUUGAGUGCCAUGGUGCAACACGGGGAAACUCUUGACAAUAUAUUCCCAUUUUGUGAUUCACACACAAAAAGUACACUUGCCACAUGAUUGUCAAACCAAUUUUCUGCUAAAAACAGACGUGCAACAGGGUGUUCACAAAAAGAAGAAGGAACUUCCAAUCCUAACAAGACUUUACAGUGUUUUUUCAAUUUUUAAGGCAAAAGUGUGGAGUAAAAAACGAGGAAAUCAGCUGAUUUGAGGAAAAGUUGCACGUUUGUUAAAAAAACAUGGCUGAUCUGGAAGAGUUACAUUUAUGCACUCUAUCAGUCUGCCUCUGUCUUGUAACAUUCAGAACCAUUUUGAAAAUAUAUCUUCAACUGGAUUGAAUAAAACUACCCGUGCAUCUUAAGUGCCAUAGCUAGACAUGUGAUGCAGGACAGGCUUACUGCCUGAAAAAUGAACUAGUUUAAUACAAUACAAUGCUGUAAAUGUAAAAAUGCCCACUGUAGCUUGACUGUAACUGAAAACUGUAGCAUUGGCUACAAAAGUAGACCAGCAACUUUGUAAUAUCUGAGUACAUACAAGAAGAUACUGGGUUAGUGAUGGUGAGGGUUCAUGACAAUGUCCAAAACUCAAGCUUCAUCCAACGCUAUUGUUCCUGAAUCUUUUUGAAGCAAUUUUCAGGACCAAGUGCAAAAAAAAUCGCAUCCGAUAAGAUGAUUUCAGUGUUCUUGUUCCAGAAAACGGAGCUAAUUACGCUGAAAGGCCCCGAUUCAGUGGCCUAAAAAUGUGGAGCUGAAACUGAGAUUUGGGGGGGGAAAAAACUUCCCCUAAAAGUGUUGAAGCAUGUAGGAUAAUUUACAAUUUUCUGAGAAUAGUACCUACUGAUUUAAUAACAGAAACAUUACUCAAAGGGAAGAUAGGACUGGUAUCAAACAACCUUUGAAAUGAUUCCAUUUGAAAUGGUAUCAUUUGAAGACGACAAUUUUUUAAGGUGGUUUCAAAGCACUUUUUUUACGUACACAAACAACGGAAUCCAGUUACAUUUUCUCCAUAUUCUCAAAAUGUAUAGUAUCCACUGAGCUGAAAGUUCUACAGGUUAGCUGUUGUGCACGUUACUGAAAAUGUUGAGCAAUUCUGUUUCUUCAAUAGAAAAACAAACUGCACAAAAUGCUAACCCAAAGUUCAUGUGACAGAUAUACAUGCAGGUGGCUUACGACAUGGUUAUGGCAUAGGGCCAUUAUUGUGUUUGCCACACAAAGCUACCUUUAAUUAUAAAAAAAAACUGAACUAAACCAACACUUAAUGAGGGCAGAGGGAGUUGAUAUUAGGCUCUCAUUAAGAUUAAUUCCACUAAAUUGUUAACUGAUUGUAUGAAAAUUCCCCUUGCCAGAUUGUAAGAAUAAGCAUUACUUGAAAUUAUGUGAAUUGGCAUUCAUAUUAAAUGACACAGGGGGCUCUGUUGAAUUGACUGAGUAAUGAGUAAUGUAGUUAUGAUACAAGUUGUUUAUAGGGUUGUGUUAUAAACUCAAUAAAACAUGGUUGUAAAACAGA
Molecule: messenger RNA, 7901 nt
Organism: Patiria miniata (bat star)
Lineage: Eukaryota; Metazoa; Echinodermata; Asteroidea; Valvatida; Asterinidae
Product: hypoxia-inducible factor 1-alpha-like
Exons: 14
Coding region: 250-2805 (851 amino acids)
Biological process (GO): cellular response to hypoxia; regulation of transcription by RNA polymerase II
Cellular component (GO): cytoplasm; transcription regulator complex; nucleus
Molecular function (GO): RNA polymerase II transcription regulatory region sequence-specific DNA binding; DNA-binding transcription factor activity, RNA polymerase II-specific; protein dimerization activity
Source: RefSeq, a predicted model, not a curated record